UAAUUAUGAUAGUACAGGAAUAUUAACCUGUUGUCCAUCGACUACGCCUUUCGGCCUCGCCUUAGAAGGAUUCUCACCUUCUAUCGUUACUCACGCCGGCAUUCUCACUAGUAAAAACUCCACUAAUCCUUACGGUUUAACUUCAAUGCUUUUACUACGCUCCCCUACCGCUAGUUGGCAACAGAAAAAUAUUAACUAA
Molecule: messenger RNA, 199 nt
Organism: Ambispora gerdemannii
Lineage: Eukaryota; Fungi; Glomeromycota; Glomeromycetes; Archaeosporales; Ambisporaceae
Source: the annotation of a GenBank genome assembly